Molecule: messenger RNA, 708 nt
Organism: Dentiscutata erythropus
Lineage: Eukaryota; Fungi; Glomeromycota; Glomeromycetes; Diversisporales; Gigasporaceae
Source: the annotation of a GenBank genome assembly
AUGGGUGAUAACUUAUUAAUUACAAACUUAUUCUCUAUAAAGGAUAAAACAGCAUUGAUUACGGGUGGUGCGACAGGAAUUGGCAAAAUGAUCGCGAAGGCAUUUGUUAAAAAUGGUGUUAAAGUUUAUAUCGCAUCAAGGAAUAAAAAAAAUCUUGAAGAAACUGCCGAAGAGUUAACAAAAAUGGGACCUGGAGUAUGUUACGGUAUCGAAGCGAAUUUAAAUUCUAAAGAAUCAUGUGAAAAACUUGCUGCAGAUUUUAAAAAAUUAGGAAAUGAAAAACUUGAUAUUCUUGUGAAUAAUGCUGGUGUGGUGGGCUAUGACGCUGCUAUUACAGACUUUCCUGAAGAAGCGUGGGAUGAAAUAUAUAAUCUACAUGUUAAAUGUGUUUUUUAUUUGACAAUUGCCUGCUUACCAUUGCUUGAAAGGGCUAGCGAUAAGCAAAUUGAUCCAUCAAGAGUGAUUAUAACUGGAAGCAUUCUUGGUAUUGGCAAUGGUGAACUCAAGUUUUUACAAAGCCGUGGAGGAUGUGGCUUGCCUUAUUCUUCUUCUAAACAUGCUGUACAUAGUGUUGCAAAAAAUUUGGCUGUUCAUCUUUCCUCACGAGGAGUAAAUGUUAAUGUUCUUGCACCUGGAGUUGUUCCUGUAAAGGAUGUAUUUUUUAAACAUAUGGAUUCCAUUCUCACUGAUAUUCCUCAAGGUAGAUAA